AUGGCCGCCAUUUCCGCGUCCCAAGCAGCUGUCUCUAGCGCAGCAGCUUUCAAGCAGUGUGGAUUCUCCUCAGGAGAAAGCUUCGGAGAGCAGUCUCUUGCGCUUAAGAACACUGUCCACCUCAAGAGCAAGAACCAAGCUGCUCUGUCAUGCCGAGCUAGCGUCGCUUCAGAGACCGUGAGCUCUUCCGCUCCUGCGUCGACAGAGGAUCCCUUGCUGCUGAGGGCCGUCAGGGGUGACAAGGUGGAGAGGCCUCCAGUCUGGCUCAUGAGGCAGGCUGGCCGGUACAUGAAGGUGUAUCAAGACCUGUGCAAGAAGCACAAAACUUUCAGGGAACGCUCUGAGAAUGUCGACCUCUCGGUCGAGAUCUCUCUCCAGCCGUGGAGGGCCUUCAAGCCAGACGGAAUCAUCCUGUUCUCUGACAUCUUGACGCCGCUGACCGGAAUGAACAUUCCGUUCGACAUCGUUCCCACCAAGGGCCCGAUUAUCCAUGACCCUAUUAGGACUGCCGCGGAUGUCGCCAAGGUGCAGCCUCUGGACCCGGACACGGCGUUGCACUACGUCGGCGAGACCCUCCAGAUUCUCCGGAAGGAGGCUGCAAACCAGUCAACUGUCCUCGGUUUCGUGGGUGCUCCCUUCACAAUGGCGUCUUACAUUGUCGAGGGUGGCUCGUCCAAGAACUUCUCCAUCAUCAAGAGGAUGGCAUUCUCAACCCCAGAGAUUCUGCAUGCGCUGCUUGCCAAGCUGGCGGAGUCCACUGUGCGCUACAUGCGCUACCAGGCAGACAAUGGCGCUCAGGCCAUACAGAUCUUCGACUCGUGGGCCACCAGCCUUUCUCCUUGCGACUUCGAAGUCUUCAGCCUGCCAUACAUCAAGCAGAUUGUGGCUGAGGUGAAGUCCACCCACCCUGACCUGCCCAUCAUCCUCUAUGCCAGCGGUAGCGGUGGCCUGCUUGAGCGCAUGUCUAAGACUGGAGUCGAUGUCGUCAGUGUGGAUUGGACCGUUGACAUGGCUGAGGCUCGGGAGAGGAUCGGCAAGGACAUCGCUGUGCAGGGCAAUGUGGACCCGGCGAUUCUGUUUGGUUCCAAGGAGACAAUUACAGCGAGGAUCCACGACACGGUGGUCAAGGCAGGGUCACACAAGCACAUUCUCAACCUUGGUCAUGGUGUCUUGAUAGGCACCCCAGAGGAGAAUGUGGAGCAUUUCUUCUCUGAGGCACUCAAGCUUAGGUAUUAG
Molecule: messenger RNA, 1236 nt
Organism: Closterium sp. Naga37s-1
Lineage: Eukaryota; Viridiplantae; Streptophyta; Zygnematophyceae; Desmidiales; Closteriaceae
Source: the annotation of a GenBank genome assembly